Anthostomella pinea is the source of this 2235-nucleotide messenger RNA. NCBI's taxonomy places the organism in Eukaryota, Fungi, Ascomycota, Sordariomycetes, Xylariales, Xylariaceae. The record is from the annotation of a GenBank genome assembly.
AUGACCACUCCAAACCCCGGUGCUGUGGGUGAAGGGGCUGCUCCAAGCAAGGUCGGGUUUCUGCCUCUGGUCACUGUGGUAGACUUCCAUCAUCACAGAGGACCCGAAGUCGAAAAAUGGUUCGGUGUUGCCGAAGGGCAGGACCCCGCGGUGGAAUGGGACUGGACACUCUUGCCGUUCAUGGCAUUGAGCGACGGUGCCCAUGCCUCUACUGAAGACUUCUCGUAUUUCACCCUUCUGCGACCGGCCACCGACGACUCUCCUGCGACCUCGCUCUUCGGUAUAUCCUGUACAAGGCAGAUGGAUGCAGCGCAACUACUCGUCCGGCCUGCCGAUGUCACGCGGUCGACGGUUCAAAAGGCUGUGGUUGUGAUAGCGGACACUCCCCAGUACUUUGGCAUGUUGAGGGAACGCUUGUCUGUCGUCACCAGUGCAUGGUUUGCCCAGCGUGAAUUCACCGAUACCGAGAUAUUGCGGAGAUUUCAGGAGAGCCUCGCUGAGGAGAAGGAGAGGGAUCAGCUCAGCGAGGAGGUGGAUCGAGACCAGUACCUCGGCAUGAGCCUCCGCGAACUCGUCAGGGAAUUCCGGUGGCAGACCCUGGUGCUACUGAAAUGCUGUCUUUUACAGCCCAAGAUGCUUUUCUUUGGCUCGCGGUGCGAACGCCUUUGCAUGAUGCAGUUUUCUCUCAUCUCUUUGGUACCAGGUUUAUUGAGAAAUCUCCAGGAUUGUGCGGGGCCUGAGUUGAACGACUGCGAGAAGAAGUUGAGCCCGCCGACGAGUCUAAGGACUAGUGACCGGAACUCGUUGCUCUCAUACAUGGGCUUGCCGCUUCAGAUAUUUGGCAAGGGAAGUCUGUUCGGCCCAUAUACGCCCCUGCAACAGCUUGACAUCCUUGCCGACUUUGGAACAAAGUCGUAUAUAGUUGGAAGUACGAACUCGUUGCUGUUGCAGCAGAAGGACAGGUAUAGUGAUAUCUUAAUCAACCUGGACGAAGAUACAAUCAACAUAACCUCCACUUCACUUCGCUCUGCGCUGGCCCUCUCUCACUCAGACCGGCGAUGGAUCGACUUUGUCACACAAGAAGUCAACGACACGUGGGAUGAGACGAACCCAGGACGACCAAAAACCAUGGGCUACCGCGGGAGUGAGGAGUUCAUUCGACUGCAAUUCGAAGAAUAUCUCCUCUCGCUCAUCUCAUCCGUCAAGUAUCACAACUACCUUCUCCAAAAUGCUCACAACCUGAAAGCGACACUUCCACAUAUCGAUGGAGAUCCGUCACAUGACUUUGGUGAUGAAUGGGUCGAAUAUUGGAUGAAGACCGAGAACUACCGUCUUUGGAACUCACACACCGAUUCACACCUGUUUGACAUUGUGGAACCGAAGCACCCCUGUGCUGGGGGUCUCACCGUCGACGACGUCCAGCGACGAAUCCAGCAACAGGUGCAGGACUUGCACCUUGAUGAGAGAGUUGCGGUUGGAAAGGAAGUCUUGGGCCGGAAUUUGGCAGCUGGACGUGAUAAGGCCAGUGCCAUGUUCAACAAGCUCUACGCUGACAUGGAAACCAUGAGAGAAGCGCAGAGAAAGCGGGCCGAAGAGAACAGAGCAGCCCAGGCCUCGUCGGAGAAGAACGGAUCCGUAAACAACAACGGUGACGCGGGCAAGGCACAACAGGCGGUGAGCUCUGUUGGUGCCAAGGCAGGCGCAUAUAUCGGCAGCUGGACGUCGUGGGCCGACCAGAAGCGCAAGCAGGGCUGGGGCCGAUCGAGUAGUGGGAACAGCAACUCGGACAACCGCGUCAGUAGUGGAUGGGGGUUUGGUGCUGGUCGGAAAGCGCGGAGCACUAACUCGCACACGCUGAGCGACUCCGGCAGCGAGAAGAACGGCACUCCGCUCGGCAGCCCGACCGUGUCCUCCCUGGGCUUUCCAAGCACCGAUAAGCUCCAAAUGACGGACGCGCGGCCUAGGGCGAGCCAGGGCAACGAGAACCGCCGGCCGAGUACACAGACGCAGGAUAGCUUCGGCGAGAGCAUGCUCGAUAACGCGGCUUCGGGGGACGACAGCGGGUCGUCUCACGUGGGUAGCCCGAGGAAAAGCACAGCUUUGAAACGGGACAGCAUGAGUUUAAGCGCAAAGAUAGAUAGCCCUACUGCUCCGGCCCUGAGAGAGGGUGGGAACGGAAACGUGGCAGCAGGCACAAAACCGCCAGAUGUCAUGGAGGUGGGAACGACUGUAUGA